GGAUACAUCCGUCAGUUUCUGUUGGUAAACUUGACAUGUUUAAGGAGCUGGGAGUGUGUGCGCCCGGAGGCAGAGCUGGUUUUGGUGGUUUCUACCCAGGCCAAUGUGACGACAUCACCGCCUGUACUCCAUAAAGACGGCAGAAAAUCGCUGGUUUAAAGAGCCUGACAAGGGGCGGGGCUUCUUCCUCUAUCAGCAGUGUUACAUCUACAAGUAGCUGCUGAUUGGUGGAGAACGAGGGUUCCCGCUUUCAAUUGGCUGCUUGCAGUGUCAGUCAUCGUGUUGUGGAAGAAGCUUAAAAACAUUAAUCUCUGCACGGCAGCCAUUUUUUUUUUUCCUGCUAUGUUGGUUCGGACGGGGGGAGCAGAACCAAGCUAGAGACAGCUGAAUCUGGAUAUUUAACAGUUUGAAGUCCGGGAUCAGAACCUCGUCGGGUUCGGUCCAGGUCGCGGUUUCAGUUUGCCCAGAAGGAAGAAUUGUUUCUUGUGUUUCAGUUCACGGGGCUAAGCUAGCUGUUAACCCCGGCCCGGGUAGAUGAAAUAACCGAACACAAGCCCAUCAGAACCGGAUGGUGGUUCAGUUCUCAUGCAACACGGCUGCGGGUCGGGGAGGACGCUUCCCAGCCAGAACCGAAUCUGCUCCAGAGGGAAUAAAUCUCAGCCUGUCGGCCCCCUCUGGAACUCUGUUUGGUCCAGAUACUUUGAUCCGAACUGACUUCAGCUGUCCACAGCGGGGCAAGAAUGAUCAAACUCUGUGAGUCAAUGUUCCGGACAGUUCUGCAAUUCCGAAAACGGGUUCUGUGUCUGUCCGCAGAGCUUUGGUUCGGUGUGUUCAGGUAAACGAACCGGACCCUAAUCAGCUGUUUGGAUCAAAACGUGGUUUCCGUUCAUCAGAGACAGUUACGGACUCACAAACACACCCCAAGCCUCAACAUUUGGACUGAAAAUGGGCCCAGAAGCAAGACUGGUUCUGACUAUUCUCCUCAUCUCCUGCUGCUCAGGUUCGAUCCUGGGUCGCUCAGAGACUCACAGAUGUGUUCACUACAGCCACAGCUCGUCCUCGUCCUUCCCGUCAGAUCCGGAGAGUCCAGAAGACGGCAGCACGGUCGAGAUCUGCUCUGGAGAGGAGGACAAACGGCUGCAUUGCUUCUCCACCUGGAAGAACAUCUCCGGAAAGGUUAAGGUGGUCCAACAGGGCUGCUGGCUGGAUGACCCCAGCUGUUACAACAGGAGUGAGUGUGUGGAGAGGGCGGAAGCUCCUGAAGUCUUCUUCUGUUGCUGUGACGUCAGUUUGUGUAACCUGAAGUUCUCCCACAGACCCAGCAUCACCGGGCUGCCGACCACACCAACCAGUGCCCCGCCCCAGCUACCAGUGGAGCCUCUGAUCGCCUCCAUGGUGUCCAGCCUGGCCGUGAGCGGCGCAGUCCUGCUCUCCUUCUGGGUGUACAGGCGGCACCGGCGGCCCUAUCCACCUGUCCUGCUGCCCACACAGGACCCUGGUCCAAUGCCCCCCUCCCCCAUCUUAGCUCAUAGGCCUGUGCAGCUGCUGGAGGUCAAAGCCAGGGGCCGCUUUGGCUGUGUGUGGAAGGCUCAGCUGCUCAGUGAACAGGUCGCCGUCAAGAUCUUCCCCAUCCAGGAACGUCAGUCGUGGCAGACAGAGUAUGAGAUCUACAGCCUGAGUGGGAUGAGACACGAAAACCUGCUGCUGUUCAUCGGAGCCGAGAAGAGGGGCUGCAACGCUGAGCUGGAGCUGUGGCUCCUCACUGCGUACCAUGACAAGGGCUCAGUGUGUGACUACCUGAAAGCUAACGUUCUGUCCUGGUCUGAGCUUUGCCUCAUUGCUCAGACGAUGUCUCGAGGUCUGGCCUACCUGCAUAAGGACAUACCUGGACACAAACCUUGCAUUGCUCACAGGGACUUUAAGACUAAGAACAUCCUGCUGAAGUCUGACCUGACGGCUUGCAUUGCUGACUUUGGCCUCGCUCUGAGAUUUGAAGCUGGAAAAUCUUCGGAGGCGGCCCACAGACACGUGGGGACCCGGCGCUACAUGGCCCCUGAGGUCCUGGAAGGGGCCAUCAAUUUCCAGAGAGACGUCUUUCUGAGGAUAGACAUGUACGCUGUGGGCCUGGUGCUGUGGGAGCUCGUCUCGCGCUGCAAAGCUGCUGACGGUCCUGUGGAUGAGUACAUGCUGCCCUUUGAGGAGGAGGUGGGCCAGCAUCCAUCUUUGGAGGACAUGCAGGAGGUUGUGGUCUUUAAGAAGUUGAGACCGACGCUAAGGGAGUGUUGGCAGAAACAUGCAGGUCUCGCUCUGCUCUGUGAGACCAUUGAGGAGCUCUGGGAUCAAGAGGCCGAGGCUCGGCUGUCGGCCGGUUGUGUGGAGGAACGUGUGGUGCAGAUGCAGCGGCAGAACAACGUCACGGCUCCCGAGGACCUUGUCACGGUUGUUACCAUGGUGACCAAUGUGGACUACCCCCCAAAAGAGUCUGGCCUCUGAUGAGGACCAUGACCUCCAUCUGCAGUUGGAGCGCUGUCUCAAACUUAUGACAUCACGCUGGCACAACAGAAUAAGACUUUUGGAUGAGGACGAUGAUUAUGAUGGUGGACAAACCAAGUUCUGGUUCAUCUCCUGUUUGCCUGAUUGAUGCAGCUCCUGAUCCGGUGACAGUCGGACAUCUGUCAGAUACCCUGAGGGGCGUUGGGGUAACACUAAUCUGCGGUGGAAUCAGAGGAGGGAACGUGCCGUCCCUUCGGUGUCCAGGUGAACUAUCGGCCACAUGUCAAUCAUCUGCAAGCAGAUGGUCUCUGCAGAGAAUCGCUGCUAAACAUUUCUGUGAACCCACCUGAAGAACCUUCAUAUUGUUGUUGAACGUUUGCUGCUCAAUUGAAUUGAAAACAGACCCAUUUGGUGUUUCAGGACCAGCAUCUCAGGACGUCUUCAGAUGUUUUAGAACUAAAUUAUUUAUUGAUGAUCUGAGAAAACAGCUGACUUUAUUUUAUAGUUUUAAUACAAUCCACUAAGUCUGUGACAAAACAAUCCAUGUUUCCAGUGUUUGUAAAAUAAUAAAAACACAGUUUUUAAGA
Messenger RNA from Girardinichthys multiradiatus, 3080 nucleotides. Its product is annotated as activin receptor type-2A-like. The record is from RefSeq and is a predicted model, not a curated record. The coding region runs from base 946 to 2493 and encodes 515 amino acids. The transcript has 11 exons. Gene Ontology annotation, biological process: cellular response to growth factor stimulus; activin receptor signaling pathway; protein phosphorylation. Lineage: Eukaryota; Metazoa; Chordata; Actinopteri; Cyprinodontiformes; Goodeidae. Gene Ontology annotation, cellular component: activin receptor complex; plasma membrane. Gene Ontology annotation, molecular function: activin binding; activin receptor activity; ATP binding.